AUGAUCAUACUACUCCUCAUCUGGCUUGUGCAAUGGAUCUGGCAUUACAUCAGUGUGUACCUGAAUAAGGACCUCUACCAGCAGAGGACUCAGAUGCUGCAGGAGGGGAAUGUGGAGAAGAGUGUCAGGUCCUGGGGAGCCAUGCUCUGGACUGCCUUGCAGCAAGGGCUGAUCUGGGCCGUUGCUGGAACCCUGGUGCUGCUCUUGGCACUCUACUGGUGGCUCCGGAAAAGGGUCUGUGAGGUGGACAACAGCAGGGACUCAGAGAGUGAAGAAAGUGAGGAAGAAAAUCCUGCUGAGACGAAUAUGAUCUGUAUCUUUUCAAGACGCUUCCAGCUGUCAGUGCCAAAGCUGGCCUCCAGGAGACGGGUGGUGCAGGAGCUGCUGAAUGACCUUCUCCAAGUCUCCCAUAGUCUCUUUUCAGACAGCUUCUUCCCAGUGCUGGAACCAGUCAUUGGGGUGGGCAGUGCCUGUGAAGGAUGGAGUCCCCAUAAGGAGGAGGACGUUGUUUACUGCAUGUUUGUGCCCCUGAAGCCGCCCCAUGGCUAUGCCUUCCACCUGGAACCAGACACCACGUGGGAGAUGCCACAGACGGGAAUGCGCAUCCGCGUGGAGCUGGUGUGCACUUGCACCGGGGAGCAGCCUGACCAAAAAAUGCUGUGCUUCUUCCACAGCUCUGAGGAGGAGCUGAAGAUAAAUCAGGUGGCCAGCCUUCUACACACCCUCUGCACUGGCCCUUACCUAGAUGGGGAGAAAAUUGCCCUCUGGUUCCAGACAUUUGUGAUCUCGGCCUGGUCAGCCAUGCCUCAGUCCCGUCACUACAGAGUGAAAGUGCUCCCCUCCUCCCGCUCCUGCAAGAUGAAGCUGAUGAAAGCCUCCGGGAGAAACCUUUUUGUGGAGAUGGUAUUUAGCGUGCAGCAAGGUGACUCGGACAUCUUCCUGAGUAGCCAGCCUACAGAGGCCCAGUUCCCCCCAAGCACGACAUGGCUGGAGAGCUAUGCUGUGGCAGAGGCAAAGUUCUUCCAGCAUGUCUCCAUGCAGGCCCCUCCACACAGCUGCCACCUCAAAUGCCUGCGGCUCUGUGCUCGCCUUCUGGAGGGCUCAGGCCUUUCUAUCUAUGCCUUGAAAACCACGGUCAUGCACCUCCUGACCUUGAUCCCGCUGUCAGAAUGGCAGCACAGGUAUCUCCUGAUGCGGGUGGAUGACAUCAUGGGCUAUCUACGCUGUUGUCUAGAGGAGAAACGCCUCAAGCACUUCUUCUUUGGCAAUGAGGAUAUGCCCAAGGAGAUCUCCUUGCCCCCAGCCUUCCAAGGGGCACAGCCCCUGAACCUCUUCCAGCACCUGGCACAGGAUCCAGCUGCCCAGACUGAGGCAUUGAAGGAGUUUGAUAAGCUGCAACAUCACCUCUACUUCGGGUUCUGA
This is a messenger RNA of Hirundo rustica (Barn swallow), 1422 nucleotides long. RefSeq names its product inositol 1,4,5-trisphosphate receptor-interacting protein-like 1. Gene Ontology annotation, cellular component: membrane. Lineage: Eukaryota; Metazoa; Chordata; Aves; Passeriformes; Hirundinidae. The transcript has a single exon. The record is from RefSeq and is a predicted model, not a curated record. Bases 1 to 1422 code for a protein of 473 amino acids.